GCGUCUCCUGCCGAAUGGAGCUUCUGAAGGCUAAUCCUUUCCCCCCCAAUGUUGAACGGUACCGAUCUGGCACAACUUGGGAUGAUUAUUUGGACACCAUCAAGGAGUCCGACCUCAGCGGCAAGAAGGUUGCCAUCUUCGGCUGCGGCGAUUCCCAGAGCUACGCAGACAACUUCUGCGACGGCAUUGAGGAACUUCAUGACGCCUUCAAGGCCGCUGGUGCCACGAUGAUCG
Symbiodinium pilosum is the source of this 234-nucleotide messenger RNA. The record is from the annotation of a GenBank genome assembly. Lineage: Eukaryota; Dinophyceae; Suessiales; Symbiodiniaceae.